Chrysochloris asiatica (Cape golden mole) is the source of this 2553-nucleotide messenger RNA. It is a transcript of the gene ORC1, whose product is annotated as origin recognition complex, subunit 1. The transcript has 16 exons. Gene Ontology annotation, molecular function: chromatin binding; DNA replication origin binding; ATP binding. The coding region runs from base 1 to 2553 and encodes 850 amino acids. The record is from RefSeq and is a predicted model, not a curated record. Lineage: Eukaryota; Metazoa; Chordata; Mammalia; Afrosoricida; Chrysochloridae. Gene Ontology annotation, biological process: DNA replication initiation; mitotic DNA replication checkpoint signaling. Gene Ontology annotation, cellular component: nuclear origin of replication recognition complex.
AUGGCAUACUACACCACAAGACAGAAGAUCAAACAGACUUACUCAUGGGUUGGCAGGCCAUUGUUGGAUCCAAAACUGUACUACCAAACCUACAAGGAAAUGUGUGUGAAAAUAGAAGGUUGUUCAACUCAGAUUCAUAUCCAAGUUGGACAGUUUGUGCUGAUUAAAGGCAAUGAUGAUGAAAAUCCUUAUAUUGCUAAAUUGAUUGAGUUGUUUGAAGAUGACUGUGAACUGUAUUCCAAGAAACGAGCUCGAGUACAGUGGUUUGUCAGAUUCUCUGAAGUCCCUAUGUGUAAACGGCAUUUGUUGGGCCGCAAGCCUGCUGCACAGGAGAUCUUCUGGUAUGAUUACCCUGCCUAUGAUGGCAACAUUGAUGCUGAGACCAUCAUUGGCCCUGUGAGGGUAAUUGCUUUAGCCCCUGAUGAAAUGAUACCUAUGGGUUUAAAAUAUGAAAACACAUUCUUUGUGAAACUAUCCUGGAAUGAAAAGAAGUUCAGACCUCUGUCUCCAGAACUACUUGCAGAGUUGGAUAAGCUACAAGAAAGCAGCCCCAGGUGCCAGAAGCCUGUGGGAGCCAAGACUAAGAACACAGAAAGCCCACCUUGGACCACCACAGAGCAAGCAGACAAAAGAGUAGAAUCAAGGCACCAUGCCUCUAAAUCCUGUCAGACUCCUACCCAUUCAAUUACUCCAAGAGCAAGGAAGAGACUGGAGCUUGGCAGUCUCCCGAAGACACCUAACUAUGGGACUUCCCAGGAGAAGACGUGUACUUCUCUGGGUUCUCCAGAAAGAACCAAGCGGAAAGAGCCCUCCUCUGAGUUGACCUCACCCUGCAAGAGGCCUCAGCUUCAUACUUUGUCUCCAGUUCUAAAAGCCACUGGUUCCAAGGACAACAAGAGGUCUUCGCCUAAAUGUCACAUGACCCUGAGAACCCGAGUCCCUGCUUUGAAAGCAACAGAGAUUAAUGAGAGAUUGCUUUCCCCUGUAAUAAGGGGUCAGAAACCCUUGGUGGCACCUUAUGUGGUUCUGAAACCAGAAAAAUACAAAAAGAGUGACUCAGAAAAACCAACAGCCCAGAGUGAAGCUGCAUCCACUCCCCGUCGUGUCCGCAGAAAGAGUUCUCUCUUAACUUUGAGUCGGAUCCGGCAACAGCUUCGGUUUUUGGGUAAUAGUAAAAAUGACCAAGAAGAGGAAGAGUUUCUACCGACAGCAGAGAUUUCAGACUCCAGCAGUGAGGAGGAAGACACCUCCACGCCACACCUCCCAAGAACACCCAUCAGUGUAUCCAGGAACUUACGAUCUUCCAGGAAGUCAUCCUUUCAGACUCCCUCCAAGACACCCAGGAAAACUCCUAAGUGUAGAACUCCAUGUCAGGCUAAGCCCCAGAUCCGAAGCCGAAGCCUGACUGCCCAGGAGCCGACCAAUGUGUUGGAGGAGGCUCGACUGAGGCUGCAUGUUUCUGCCAUACCUGAGUCUCUCCCCUGUCGGGAACAGGAAUUCCAAGACAUCUACAACUUUGUGGAAAGCAAACUUCUUGACCAUACUGGAGGGUGCAUGUAUAUCUCCGGGGUCCCUGGGACAGGGAAGACUGCCACUGUACAUGAGGUGAUACGCUGUCUGCAGCAAGCAGCUGAAGCAAAUGAUGUUCCACCCUUUCAAUACAUUGAAGUCAAUGGCAUGAAGCUAACGGAACCCCACCAAAUCUAUGUGCAAAUCUUACAGAAGCUGACAGGCCAAAAGGCAACAGCCAACCAUGCAGCAGAACUUCUGGCAAAGCGGUUUUGCACACUUGAUUCUCCUCAGGAACUGACUGUGCUGCUUGUGGAUGAGCUUGACCUGCUGUGGACUCAGAAACAAGACGUAAUGUACAGUCUCUUUGAUUGGCCCACGCACAAGGAGGCCCGGCUAGUAGUCCUGGCCAUAGCCAACACAAUGGACCUGCCAGAGCAAAUCAUGAUGAAGCGGGUGGCGAGUCGACUGGGUCUUACCAGGAUGUCCUUUCAGCCCUAUACUCACAGCCAACUGCAGCAGAUCCUAAUGUCCCGACUCAAACACAUAAAGGCCUUUGAGGAUGAUGCCAUCCAGUUGGUAGCCAGGAAGGUAGCAGCCCUCUCUGGAGAUGUGCGGCGCUGCCUGGACAUUUGCAGGCGUGCCACCGAGAUCUGUGAGUUCUCUCACCAGAACCCUCAUGGCCCUGGCCUGGUCACUGUGACCCACUUACUGGAAGCUGUGGGUGAGAUGUUUGCAUCAUCGUACAUCACUGCCAUCAAAAACGCCUCAGUCCUGGAGCAGGGCUUCCUGAGAGCCAUCCUUGCCGAGUUCCGUCGAUCAGGUCUAGAAGAAGCAACAUUUCAACAGGUGUACAGCCAACACCUGGUGCUGUGCCGAAUGGAGGGCCUGCCCUACCCCACCAUGUCUGAAACCAUGGCUGUGUGCUCUCGCCUGGGCUCCUGCCGCCUCCUCCUCAUGGAGCCCAGCAGGAACGACCUGCUCCUUCGCGUGCGGCUCAACGUCAGCCAGGACGAUGUGCUGUAUGCACUGAAAGAAGAGUGA